This is a messenger RNA of Ambispora leptoticha, 1377 nucleotides long. The record is from the annotation of a GenBank genome assembly. Lineage: Eukaryota; Fungi; Glomeromycota; Glomeromycetes; Archaeosporales; Ambisporaceae.
AUGAGCAACCCUGAUGACAGACCUAAGCCCGAGGAGCCUGACCAAAGAAGGGAUAAAUCACCUUCUCGUCAAGCCGGAGAAGACCAAGCCCACGGAAAGCAACCCGCUACUCCCCCUCGCCAUACCGAGUUCAAUUCUUCCACUCUCAAUGAGGCUCUCAACUCCUUCUCUGAUGCCUUGGAUAAAGACAGUAAAGAACAAGGCCAUGACCAGCCUUUUACUCCUGCCCCUGGUUUAGUUCACGACCCUGCUAAUGCGGCUACUUUUAGACAUGGUUCAGCCAAAAAUCGUGGCACCGAAAAAAAUCCCAUUAAAGGUUUUCAAAGAUUAGUUAAAGAUACUGAGCCAGCCAAAGAAGGAGAAACUGAAUUGUUAAUUAAUGGUUUUCGAAAAGAAGAUAAACGGGCUGAUAAAUAUGAGGAUGAAACCCAUUUUAUUGGCGUAUUGAGAGCCAAGGGAUUAAUGACCCGAGAAGCAGGUUUAUAUCGCAGUAUUGCGGAUGACGACACCUCCACCAUCAACCCCAACAACGGCUUCUCCCACUAUCUAAUUUUCUCCAAUUACACCACCUCCCAAAUCCAAGAAUUAAUUAAAAAACACCACCUCAAAACCCUCGCCCAACUAGUCGGCUAUCUAAAAGGCACCUUAGUCCGCUUAGGCCCCGACGCCUUAGAACUAAUUGACAGCCAAACCCCUAACCAAAAAGGCCGCUCCCAGGAUGAAACCCCCCACAGCCGAGAUAAAAACCGCCAAGAACCCACCGACCAAGAUUUAAAAGAUAUAGGCUUAACUAAGGAAGAAUUUGAGGCCUUAAAUACCGCCUUCACUGACCCCGCCACAAUUGCUAACCUUAUCAAAAAAAUUGCCUCCUCCGAUAACCCCCAAAAGGUCGCCCAAAUGCUCAAUCGGAUGUUCAAACAUCUCCAAGAAAAAACCUGCGAUAACAUGUUUAAGCAAAUGACCAAGCCAAAGGCAGGAGGGAAAAGAAAAGAGUGUGGGAAAUCCUCACCUCCCACCAAGCUGCCCGGGAAGCCCACGCCAAAAAAGAUAAAAAAGAAAAAGAUAAAAUUUUCGAAGAACAAGUUAACCAAAAUCCCCGUUAUGGUCCUCCGGGGGAAGACACCCAAGACCGUCGCAACCGUUUCAUCGAAUACGCCCGGACUAGAGGAGAAGCAAGAGAAAGAAUACAAACCGAAGAAAACCAACGCUUUACCACCGGUGAAAACGCUAACCAAUGAGGCAACUACUUCCAAGAUAACGCCAACCGCGAAGCUGGAGCCGGAGAUGAAACCGUCGGCACCGAAAGCGAUAACCAUUUUAGCGGUCAAUUCUCCUUCACCGAUAGCCUCACCGCCAUCAACAAACUCAAAAACCUAG